AGUUAAGAGAGACAGUGCCAACAAGUCAUUGUUACGCACUAUCUCUCUCUCUAUAAAAGUAAAGCUCAAUCACUUCCUUUUCCCACUCUCUCACACACAAAACCAUAAACACAUUUCCAAUUCUAAACCCCCUUCAUUCCUCCAACUAUGAUUUUCCCAUUUCUAUUCAUAUUUUUCUGUUUAUCAUCAACUGUAUUUGGUAUUUCCGAUGAGCUUAUAAACCCAAAGAAGCUGCCGAUGUUCGUCGAUGACCUCCCCGAUAUGCCCAAACUUCUCGGCUUCCAUGGCCAACAUCCUAAUCAUCUUCAGAUUGGCAUGUUCCUCAAAACAUGGAAAUUUCACCGAGAUCUUCCCCCAACUCCUGUUUUUGCUUACGGAAUUUCCAAGGACACUGCCACAGUUCCUGGUCCCACAAUUGAGGCCGUCCAUGGAAUCUCCACCUUUGUGACGUGGCAAAAUCACCUCCCUUCAAAACACAUUCUUCCUUGGGACCCCACAAUUCCUACCGCCAUCCCCGCCGGCAACAACGGGGUCCCAACGGUGGUUCAUCUCCAUGGUGGUAUCACCGAGCCCGCUAGCGAUGGCCACGCCACCUCAUGGUUCACUAAUGGCUUCAAGGACAAAGGACCUUCGUGGACCAAGAAAACAUAUCAUUAUCCCAAUCAGCAACACCCUGGCAAUCUUUGGUACCAUGAUCAUGCCAUGGGCUUGACUAGAGUCAACCUUCUUGCCGGCCUCGUCGGAGCGUAUAUAAUUUGCCACCCCGAUGUCGAGGCCCCACUUCGGCUCCCUUAUGGCCGUGAAUUUGACCGAUCGUUACUUGUUUUUGACCGAAGCUUCCUUUACAAUGGUUCUAUCUUCAUGAAUUCAACCGGCAACAACCCCUCUAUACAUCCCCAAUGGCAACCUGAAUACUUUGGUGAUGUUAUCGUGGUCAACGGCAAGGCCUGGCCACGGAUGAGAGUACAACGUCGCAAAUAUCGGUUUCGCAUCAUCAAUGCUGGCAACGCUAGAUUCUAUAGAUUCUUCUUCACCAAUGGUCUUAAAUUCAUACAAGUAGCAUCUGACUCGGCUUACCUUUCACAACCUGUAGUAUCCAAAGCUAUCCUACUGGCACCAUCUGAGAUUGCUGACGUGGUGGUUGACUUUUCAAAAUCAACGACCAACACGGUCAUCCUAGCCAAUGACGCAGCCUACCCUUAUCCAUCAGGUGAUCCCGUCAAUGAAGCUAACAGCAAAGUGAUGAAAUUUUACAUUUCAAAAAACAAAGAAGUUGAAACACAACCUAUUCCCAAGAAACUAAUACAAUAUCCGAAACCAGAUUUAUCCAGCGCAUCAUAUACACGGUACAUUGCCAUGUACGAAUACACGAGCGACAUUGACGAGCCGACACAUUUAUACCUUAACGGAAAACCAUAUGAAGCGCCUGUGACAGAGAAACCAAAGGUAGGGAGCACAGAGAUAUGGUAUGUGAUCAAUCUAACAGAAGAUAACCAUCCAUUACACAUUCACAUGGGGCUAUUGGCCGCAUUGGAACAAACGGAGUUGGUUCACCUAGAAGAAUUUAAGGAUUGCAUGACGAAAAAGAACGAUGCAGUGAAGUGCAAAAUCGAAGAACAUGCACGUGGAAAGAGAAGAAAGGUAAAUAGUAAUGAGAAAGGGUGGAAGAAUGUGUACAAGAUGAUGCCUGGAUUUGUGACAAAGAUACUGGUGAGAUUUUCCAAUAUACAUUCCAACACAUCGUACCCAUUUGAUGCAACCGCAGAACCCGGCUACGUGUACCAUUGUCACAUACUGGAUCAUGAAGACAAUGCUAUGAUGAGACCAUUGAAGUUGGUUUACUGAGAAGAGGCUGUGGAGACGAGGACCAAUCCAACUCAACCCAACCUAAAUGAAUGUUUUGAACUAUGACUUAUUAAUGAAUUACCAGUUUGCUUUGUACUGUAUACUGUACCCAAUAAACAUAACAGAAAGCCAAUUAAAAUGGAGAAUGCAAUCCACAAAAAGGUAGAUCAUUCUAGUAUGUCUUACCUUGAGCAAGCGUUCCCCUACAUGAAAACGCAAAAUCCCAAACGCUUGAACCUAGCAAAAACAAUACAUAAACCAAUUACGGAUGAAAUUCAAUACAAUGUGUAUUUGUUCAAA
Cucumis sativus (cucumber) is the source of this 2145-nucleotide messenger RNA. Its product is annotated as multicopper oxidase LPR1. NCBI's taxonomy places the organism in Eukaryota, Viridiplantae, Streptophyta, Magnoliopsida, Cucurbitales, Cucurbitaceae. The record is from RefSeq and is a predicted model, not a curated record. Gene Ontology annotation, molecular function: copper ion binding; oxidoreductase activity. Bases 148 to 1845 code for a protein of 565 amino acids. The transcript is spliced from 3 exons.